Messenger RNA from Sciurus carolinensis (gray squirrel), 1467 nucleotides. It is a transcript of the gene Hmox1, whose product is annotated as heme oxygenase 1. Gene Ontology annotation, molecular function: heme oxygenase (decyclizing) activity; heme binding. Gene Ontology annotation, biological process: heme oxidation; response to oxidative stress; heme catabolic process. The coding region runs from base 98 to 964 and encodes 288 amino acids. The record is from RefSeq and is a predicted model, not a curated record. Lineage: Eukaryota; Metazoa; Chordata; Mammalia; Rodentia; Sciuridae. The transcript has 5 exons.
AGGCCGCGGUGGCGCCUCGCAGUCACCGCCGCUGCCUGGUCCUCGCCGCAGCCGGAGACGCCCGCCGCCCUCCAGCCAGCCAGCCCGCAGCCCCACCAUGGACCGCCCGCUGCGCGACAGCGUGCCCCAGGAUCUGUCCGAGGCCCUGAAGGAGGCCACCAAGGAGGUGCACACCCAGGCGGAGAAUGCCGAGUUCAUGAGGAACUUCCAGAAGGGCCAGGUGACCCGAAAGGGCUUCAAGCUGGCGAUGGCGUCCCUGUACCACGUCUACGCGGCCCUGGAGGAGGAGAUCGAGCGCAACAAGGACGACCCCGUCUACGCCCCGCUCUACUUCCCCGAGGAGCUGCACCGCAGGGCCGCCCUGGAGCAGGACAUGGCCUUCUGGUACGGGCCGCGCUGGCAGGAGGCGAUCCCCUACUCGCCAGCCACGCAGCGCUACGUGGGGCGGCUCCGGCAGGUGGGGCGCUCGGAGCCCGAGCUGCUGGUGGCCCACGCCUACGCCCGCUACCUGGGCGACCUGUCGGGGGGCCAGGUCCUCAAGAAGAUCGCUCAGAAGGCCCUGGACCUGCCCAGCUCCGGCGAGGGCCUGGCCUUCUUCACCUUCCCCAACAUCGCCAGCGCCACCAAAUUCAAGCAGCUCUACCGCUCGCGCAUGAACGCUCUGGAGAUGACCCCCGAGGUCAGGCGGAGGGUCAUCGAGGAGGCAAAGACUGCGUUCCUGCUCAACAUUCAGCUGUUUGAGGAGUUGCAGGAGCAGCUGACCCAGGACCCCGAGGACCAGAGCCCCUCACAGACCGCAGGGCUUCGCCACCGAGCCAGCAGCCGCGCACAAGACCCCACCCCUGUGGAGACCCCCAGAGGGAAGCCCCUGCUGGGCGGCCUCUCCCGGGCGCCGCUGCUCCGAUGGGUGCUGACUCUCGGCUUCGUGGUGGCCACGGUGGCCAUGGGGUUUUACACCUUGUGAACGCAAGCGUGCGGCCCUGGGCCUGAACUCUGCCCAGCGAGGGCCUUCUUUCUGGAGAGGGUCCCUCUUGGCCGCCUCCUCGUCUUGGACACCAGAGGCCUCAGGGGCUCCCGACGCCUCCCUGCGUCCCUCCUUCCUGGAGGCCUCUUCCCCGACGGGAGCUCACCCAGUGCCCAACCUCCAGACUGGCAUCCCCGGUGCCUGCGCGGAGCCAGGAGGCCUGGACGGAGUGGCAGCCCUCUCGACCCUCCCGGUGCCCUUGGUUGCGUGUCCUGGGUGACGCGACCAGAUGGCUUUCCCGUGGGCCGUGGCAGCUUUUAUAUCAACAUGCAGAGAUGCUGUGUCUUGUGUUUGUCUUAUUUUUGUUGGAGCCACUCUGUGUUCACGGUUGGGCCCGAGCCGUGGUGUUUGUCUGGUCCUGUUGUUUUCAUGGCAGGGUGGGGGGUUGACGGCACUGUGGCCUUGCUCUCUAACUCUGUAAUAAUAAAUGGCGCUGUCUCACG